CACACACACACACACACACGGCCGAGCGUCCGUUGAAGCCAAAAACAUUCAGCAACUUUUACCGCGGAAAGGAAGCAAACGUGGAUUUUUGUGUUGAGGACAGACGGCUAACCAGACGACAGCAGGUGUCAGUUGGAUGGGUGUGAAAAUGGAGGAGAGCAGACGAGAGGCGCCUCUAUACGGACAAGUGGAGUCUCGAAAAAUGUUACAAGCUGGAGACCACACUCCUGAAGAUGCAGAGUUUUAUGUAGUUGUACAAGGUUCAAGACUUACACAUGUGACUACAGCAAACAGAGGAAGUGAUGGACGCACUCUUUGUUUCACUGUUCCUGGUCAUGAUCGUGCAGAAGUUGUUGCUGUUACUUCCUACUUCCACACAGAGGACCAAAUUGUGUCAUGCGGGAUUGAAGAAUCUCUUGAGUAUAUCAGAGAUGUUGCCCAGGAAGCAGCAGAGUACCUGAGUGUAAACAGCGACCAGUUUGGCCCCAAGAGCUACCUAGAAGUCCUGAAGAGGUUUUCCACAUGUAUACAGGAAACAGAUGAUGAGCUUUCUGGUGGACACUUUGAUGGUGAUGAGGAUGAGCAGCUCAGACUAAAGGCCAGAGACAAGACUGGUCUCAGGCAUCUGGAUGAGAAGAUUACUCAGGCAGUGGCAAACAUGGAUUACCCUCAGCAGUGGAAAACGACUGAUAAUCAGUCUAGAGAAGCUGCUGAUCAUCAACCCAAAGAGACUCUCCUUCAUCUUGCGGUGCGUUUGGGUUUGGUCCAUCUGUCUCGUUUUCUAAUACAUCAACCAAAAGGGCAACGGGACUUGACCUUAACCAAUCAAGAGGGAAAUACACCACUGCAGCUUGCUUUAAAAUAUGGAGAACUUGGAAUCUUCAGGCUUCUGGCAACUCCUCCAGGUCUCACAGCUGGUCCGGUUCCAUGCGUGUGGUCCAACACUUCCCACAUGCUGAGAUUUUGUCCUGGGACGGACUCCCUGACCCUCACGCUGCAGCAGGCUCCCGGCGGCAACCCUCAGGACAGCAUCACGGUCUUGCGAGACAAACUAAGAGACAUUAGCAUCGUCAAAUUGAUCACUAUGCUCAGAGCUGAUACUGAAGUAUUAAAGGGUGACGAUGAAAACAUCUUACUUGAUGAAGGCUUGAGCAUGGAGCUCAGUGGAGAAGAGCACACGUUGUUGGACAAUGUUCUUGAAGAACAGCUUGUUCUCUCUUUGGAUGAAGACGAAGAAGAACACUCAUCCUCCACUGUAAAUGGACGUUUCAUGUCAUCCAGCAUCAACCAAAACCACGUCACCCAUCGCCCUGGUCUGUGCUCCAUGAUCCACAGCGAUGAUCAAACCGUCCCACAGCAGGCACAGGUGGAUGAUAUUGACAUGAUGUGCAGCAUCUGGGGAGUGACGACUGACAGCACAGGGACAGAGAGCGGGUUAUGGGACACUGUAGACUCUCUGGAUCUCCUCCCGGCCACUGACACACCGCCGCCUUAUUCAGGAAAUUCUGAAGCCUCCUUCCUCCCGUGUUCACCUGCUGACCAGGCUCUCACCAGGCUAAGCCACCCCAUCUCCUCUGAGCUGAUGAAUCAGAGAGACAGCCCACCCAUAGAGGAAUAUGACCUCAGUCCCAGUCUGGUGGCCCUGGAAAUGGACAGUGAGGAGGACAGCCCUGAUCCGCAGUCAUCAAUUUCAACCAAAUCACCAGAUAGUGAUAAAAAUGAAGAAAAAAUGGAAAACUUUGGUUCUUCUCUUGACCUUACCUGCACCCGCAGCCAGUCUACCUCAUCAGCCUGUGACCCCACCCUAAAGGAAUUGGGUGACCCUGGGAUACGACUUCGCUCCUACUCCUACUCCACACCCAAAAUCAGUUUUCGUCCUCGUUUUUCCAGGGAAAAUGCAACUCCUGAUAUCAGCACUGAUGCCGCCCUCCAGAGCAUCAGCUACAGCCGAUCUCUCCUUCAGGCCCUCUCUCUGUCUAAAUCUCUGUCUCUGCUUCACCCUGGUAAGCAAAGAGCCACCAGCGUAUCAGAGCACUCGUAUGAGAAAAGGGAGAUUAGUCUCCUUAAGCGCACACAGUCUGCUGAUGAUGAGGAAAGUGUCGAUCUGACAGAGUCCCUCCAGCAUCUCACUUUGUCCGAGUUCCUCAAAGAAAUUGAAGAAGAAGAGCUGGAUAAGUAUAAUAUACCAACUAAGGUGGAGUCGGAUAAAUACAAAGUCAUUCGGACCUUCAGUUUCCUGAAGAGCAGAAUGUCAAGUACACGCAACAAGACAAAGGGAAAAGGGAAGGACAGGGAGACGAAGGACAGGGAGACAAAGGACAGGCAGGUGAACGGGCAUCGCUUUUCUACAGGCUCCUGUUUGGGUUCCACCGUGUGUGGGGUGUGUGAUAAACCUGCAUCUGGAAAGGACCUUCUGCAUUGCUCAUGUUGCACUGUAAUCAUUCAUAAGAGCUGUAAGGAGUCUGCCCCUCCAUGUUUGAAGAAACUUCAUGAUAAGUACAGCAUUACUGCUGUGAAGAAUCGGACAGCAUCUCUUCCACAGAAUUUCACAGUGAGGGACAGUUCUGCUCCAAGUGUGGUCUCCAUCACUACUGCUCUUCCUCCCACGACCUUGAAAGAGAAGAUGGAGACCAUGACCAGUACAUGCCCCAACUCUGGCAGUCCUUUACCAAACAGUGACAGUGGGGCCAGUGAGAGCCCAGAGGCAGAAACAGAUGCAUGGAGGGUAAUGAGCCAGUCAGAGGAGAUCCUGCCGUCUCCAGUGUGCUCCACCUCCACUGACUCUUCCUUUGCAGAAGAUUGUGUGGAUGCAAUUAUCCACAGCGACAUCAUGGCCGAUGCCGUGGAUUACGAGGCUGAGUCAUGGAGUCUAACAGUAGAGCACAAAUUCUGCAAGAAGCAGGACAAACGAGCCGUCAAAAGGCAGGACGUUAUCUAUGAGCUGAUGCUGACAGAGCUUCACCACCUACAAACUCUGCACAUCAUGGCUGAGAUUUUCCGCCGAGGGAUGAGGGAAGAAGUGCAGCUAGAUGCAGAAACGGUAGAGCGGGUCUUUCCCUGUCUGGACCAGCUGCUUCUCUUCCACCACAACUAUUUCAGUGCCAUGAGGGAACGGCGGCACGGCUCAGCCCAACCCCAGGGACACAGGAACUACCUCAUUCAGCAAAUAGGAGACAUCCUGCUCCAACAGUUUUCAGGUGAGAAUGGAGAGAAAAUGAAGCAGAUUUAUGGAGACUUUUGCAGUCGGCACAAUGAAGCGGUUAGCUUCUUCAAAGACCUUCAACAGCAUAACAAGAGAUUUCAGAGCUUCAUUAAGCAACAAGGUAAUAAUUCCAUGGUGAGACGCAGGGAGAUCCCCGAAUGCAUCUUGCUGGUAACCCAAAGGAUUACAAAGUACCCAGUGCUGCUGGAGAGAAUUCUGCAAUAUACCCAAGUGGACACAGAGGAACAUAAAGACCUGUCAAAAGCAUUGGCCCACAUUCGGGAGGUGAUAACAGCUGUAGACCUGAAGGUCAGCGAAUACGAGCGACAUCAACGCCUGCAGGAACUGUGGAACCGCAUGGAGAAUCGCAGCGCUGCAAAGCUGAAGAACGGGCAUAUAUUCCGCAAACAGGACAUGAUGAGACCGGGACAAAUACUCAACCAUCAGGGCGUGCUCCUGUGGAAGACUGCCACGGGUCGACUAAAAGAUGUCAUGGCCCUCCUCCUCACAGACACGCUCAUCUUCCUACAGGAGAAAGACCAGAAGUACACAUUUGCGGCUGUGGACCAGAAGCCACCAGUAAUCAUGCUGCAAAAAUUAAUUGUGCGAGAAGUAGCAAAUGAGGAGAGAGGGAUGUUUUUGAUCAGUGCAUCAACUGCUGGCCCGGAAAUGUACGAGGUUCACACGUCCUCCAAAGAUGAACGGAACAUGUGGAUGCGGCUCAUCAGAGACGCUGUAGAGAGCUGUCCGGAGGAAGAGGAAGAAUACACAAGUGAAUCUGAAGAGGAGAGGCGUGCUGCAGAUGCUCGUGUUCAGAAGAUCCAUAAAUUACAAGAGAGCCUAAUGAGUCAGGACCAGCAGAUCUGCUCCAGCCUGGAGGAGAAGCUGCAGAUCUACACAGAGCUCGCAGCUCUGAGUGGGAGAAUGGAAGCUCAGCCUCUCGAACCACAACUUCUUGUCCAGCCGCACGUACAGGAGCCGCCCCAAGCUACUGCGCUGCUCGCUGCAGCUUUGCAAGAAGUUGAGAACCUAAAAGCCACUCUGUCCAGCCUCAGUCCGGACUCCGAUACAGACUCGGUGUCUUCUGUCAGUCCUCUGACACCUUUGCAGACACCCUCAGACUCUGAUAACUCGCCUGUAGACCCUGAGGCCAAUGAGGAGAGCUGGUCUGGGCCCUUUAUACUUUCACCGCUGCCUCACCUACAAACACCAGACACGAAUGACAUCAACUGCAAGGUCACUCAGAGUGUCCAAAGCCUGACCCGGUUACUCUACAGCCUGCAGGCCGCAGUGACCAUCCAGGACAGCUGCUAUGAAGUCCAGAGGAUCCUCCUCCAGGAGACAGAACGGCUGUCUCCCCGUGCCCAGCGACCACACCCUUCGAGCAUCAGGGGCAACACCCUACAAGAACAGGAGAAACAACGUAACCUGGAGAAGCAGAAGGAGGAGUUGGCGGAGGCACAGCGCCUUCAGGAUCAACUGCGCUUGGAGAAAGAACGCUGGGAGAAGGAGUGCCACACCAGGCGGAACCAGCAGGGGGAACAGGAGAGCAAGCUGGAGGAGAGGGAGAGGCAGUGCCACCUGGAGGCGGAGAGGCUGAGGCGUGAGAGGGAAGAGCUGGAGGAACAGCUUGAAGAAUACCAGCAGAACCUGGAGCGGCUCAGGGAAAGCCAGAGGAGUGUGGAGAGGGAGCGUGAGAGGCUGGCGACCCAGCAAAAGCUGCUCCAGAGCUGGAGGCACAGCCGGCAGAGGAGCCUGCCCUCCGUGAUCCCUCGCAUGUUCAUUCACCUCGAUCCUCAGCAGGGCUCACCAACAAGUCAAUCCAGAGUCCUCGCCACCAACGGCUCCGUGUAUUUGAACGAGGCUACGUUUGCUGGCCCCAGCAUCAACAACUGCCACCACAAAGGAAAUGAUCCCAGCACACAUAAUUGUCUUAACACCCUGCUCAUGAGAUCUAACAGCAGACAGUCCUCCAGUCCCAAGACCCCCCACCCACAUGUAGACUCAGAAAGAUGGGCGGCAGGGACAGGAUAUCUCAACACACCUGCAGGGAGGAUGAAACAGGAGCACACAGGCAGUGAUCUGAACACCCACAAUUACAUCAGGGAAGUCUGGUCAUCAACAGCAACUGCAGCUCACUCGUAUCCGGUACACACGAAUCCCUGUGGCCCUCAGCUGGACCUCGAUAUGCUGGUUUCUUUGGAAACAGAGAGCAGUGGUGAACAAGGGAGCGAGGAAACCAUUGUGUACAUCUGACCAGAGAUACAUUUCAACACUCUAGAAUGUCAGCCCAGGACUUUGAGAAUAGACUUUCUACUGUCACACCCAGAGUGGGUUUCAAGGAUUUCAUAUGUUUAUCUAUCGAGAGAAAGAAUUCUCGAUAUAAACAGAGGAAAAGCAAAACCCUGCACCAUGGCACAUAUUCAACUAUAAAUAUCAAAUCCAAAAUAAUACAAAGUGGAAAUGUGGACACCCCUUAGUAUAAUGCACCUAAAUAAUCACUUUUACAGCCAAUGUUCUUUCAAUAAGUCGAGAUGGAAGCAUGAGCGUUUCACUGAAUAUCACGUCACUGAACAUUGAUCACUGGACUUCAUUUACAGCAAUGAUGACGAAAAACAACAGAAAAUAGUAUGGUAGUCUCUUAUAAAUGGUUUUAGAUUAGAGUGAGUUUGCAAGAAGGAGACGACUCAUGAGGGAAGCUACCGAGACAUCCAUGAAGACGACUCUGAAGGUGUUAAAGUCAUCUGUGAUGGCGGUAAAAGGGACUGUGCACGGUGAACGUGCCGUCUGUUGCAUCACCACUUACACAACUUCAUGGCAGAGUGCAACAGAGAAGGAUUUUCUCUAAAAAGGAAUUUCAGCAGCAGUUUGCCAGAAGGCACAUGGGACAGUCUGGGUGUUUUUUUUAAUGUAAUUCCUUCUGUGUUCUACUCUGCCUCAAAGCGGUGACUGUUGAUGCAACAGCUUAAAAGUGUUCACAGUGUUCAUAAUCCCUUGAAAGUUGUCACAGGUGUCUUGGUGUUUGUUUGUAUAUAUAUAUAUAUAUAUAUAUAUAUAUAUAUACGAGGUCUGUCCAUAAAGUAUCGUACCUUUUUAUUUA
This is a messenger RNA of Thalassophryne amazonica, 6302 nucleotides long. It is a transcript of the gene arhgef28a, whose product is annotated as Rho guanine nucleotide exchange factor (GEF) 28a. The coding region runs from base 137 to 5458 and encodes 1773 amino acids. NCBI's taxonomy places the organism in Eukaryota, Metazoa, Chordata, Actinopteri, Batrachoidiformes, Batrachoididae. The record is from RefSeq and is a predicted model, not a curated record. Gene Ontology annotation, molecular function: guanyl-nucleotide exchange factor activity. Gene Ontology annotation, biological process: regulation of Rho protein signal transduction. The transcript is spliced from 36 exons.